CGACCUGGCAGCGCGCAAUGUACUAAUCGACAACAAUAAGACAUUGAAAAUAUCAGAUUUCGGUCUGUCUAGACAUGGCAUCUACACAAAUACCAAAACACGCAAGCUACCUUUGCGAUGGCUUUCCAUUGAAGCCAUACGGGAUAAUGUCUACUCGAGCAAGAGCGACAUUUGGGCCUACGGUGUGGUGCUCUGGGAGAUUGGCACGCUCGGCGCAUCGCCAUAUCCCACCAUAAGCAACAGCGAGCUGAUACCGUUUCUAUUAGCGGGCAAUCGUCUGGAGCGACCCGAGAUUUGUACACCUCAGGUGUACACAAUAAUGCUGCAGUGUUGGCUGGAGGAGCCCGAAGAGCGGCCCACAUUUGAUGCACUUUACAAGGUAUUAAGCCCGAAGACCACCUAUGUGGACAUUAACAGUCUGAGUGAUGAUUAUGUGUUUCCACCGAUUAAAGAGUAA
Messenger RNA from Drosophila montana, 457 nucleotides. Its product is annotated as tyrosine-protein kinase receptor Tie-1. The transcript has 2 exons. The annotation marks the transcript as partial. The record is from RefSeq and is a predicted model, not a curated record. Gene Ontology annotation, cellular component: signaling receptor complex; plasma membrane. Gene Ontology annotation, molecular function: ATP binding; transmembrane receptor protein tyrosine kinase activity. Gene Ontology annotation, biological process: protein phosphorylation; positive regulation of kinase activity; cell surface receptor protein tyrosine kinase signaling pathway. NCBI's taxonomy places the organism in Eukaryota, Metazoa, Arthropoda, Insecta, Diptera, Drosophilidae.